Messenger RNA from Rhincodon typus (whale shark), 4653 nucleotides. RefSeq names its product THADA armadillo repeat containing (gene thada). Bases 222 to 4586 code for a protein of 1454 amino acids. The record is from RefSeq and is a predicted model, not a curated record. Gene Ontology annotation, cellular component: cytosol. The transcript has 33 exons. Gene Ontology annotation, biological process: tRNA methylation. Lineage: Eukaryota; Metazoa; Chordata; Chondrichthyes; Orectolobiformes; Rhincodontidae.
UGUCGUUGAUGCGUGGCGGCGGAUAGGGAACCGGCUUUUGUGAGGGAAGCACAUUUUAAAUGCUUUUAUUUUUAAACUGUCGUGUCUUUCAGUCCCUCUUUAGAAAGCUGGCCCCUUGCCUGAAGUGAGCAUAGAAUAGGACUAACCUGAAGUCAUCUCCAAGUGAGCUCUUGCCUUUCCCGUUUGAAGCCUUUCCCGUUUGAAAACUAACUGUGGCGGCGAUGGUUCUGAAGAAGAAGAAAGUCCUCGACGUUGGUCGAAUUGUGCUCGACCAGCAUCAACUAGCGAGAUUGCGAUGCAUAGUAAGUGUUGAGGAGAAUGGUCUUGCAAAUCUUCUGCUGGAAUGUACACAGCUCACUGAUGGAAUACAACAACUGUGUUUGUUAAAGAAGAUUGGCUGUUUGUUAAGAAAAUUAGGUGGAGAUGAUGUGCGUAAUUCACAGAGUGCUACCUGUAUGGAAAUAUUGGUUAGAAUUUACUGGGGUCUGGAAUCCAGAAGCCCCCUGAAAAGAGCAACAGCAAGUGCAUUGAGUGGCAUUCCUGAAAACUUGAAGGAAGAAGUGGUUAGUUGUCUCAUCAGUUGCCUAAAGGAAGAAAUGUUGGUAGUGGAUAAAUCCCAUGUCAGGAAGGUGAUUGAUUCCAUUGCAGCAUGCAUGGAGAAUUUUAGCCUGGGUGAAAUGUGUACACAGUGCCUCUGUUUGGAUGUCCUUCAGUUUCUGCAUACGGCGUUAAUGGAUUAUAAGCUUCAAAAUAAGAACCUCAGUGGACAGCAUAUUCUGCAAAACAAGCUGAUGCAUGAUUUAUUGGCAGCCUUGAAAACUGCUAUGGUCCUUGUUCAGAAAGUUCAAGAGAAAAUACGUGACAUUCUCUGUAGAAAUACUCAGCCGUCUCUCCGGAAAACUAUGUGUGGGCUGCUCACGUGCUUUAUUGAAAUACUCCUAGAUGGAGACUUCUUACAGACUGUUCAGAAUACAGCAGGGAUGGCUGCACUUCUCUUUAUCAAGACUGUUGUGGACCAUGAUGAAUUGUUGCCAAAAUUGGUUCAUGAUCUGCUGUUUAAUUCCAUUCAAAGAGGUCGUGAUGUACCAGAAUGGCUAUUUCAGAGUUGUGAGCAACUUUAUAGUGCUCCUCCUCCUGAUGAUGUGGUUCUUUUCCUCAGCCAGGGAAUCCUGGCCAUGUUGGAUUGGAAAGGUGGGAAAAUGAGAGAAGGUGGUGAACGUCUACUAUUAGAUAUAUUGAUUGUUCUCCUGUCACUUAACAUACGUCUUGAUCCUUUCAACAAUCGAGGUGCUCUCGGAGCACUCAUGACUUGCUUGAGAGCAGCUAGAGCUCAAGGACUGUGGAGCACUGCUGAGGAAUCUUCAUGGGACCAACUGAUACCCAUUAGCCUGAUAAAGCAGGCUUUAGUUCAUAAACAUGAACAGGUCCGUUUAGAUGCUUUGGGCUUGCUAUGUGAGACCCGCUGUAGUACAGAAACUCUAUCACAACAAGAAAUAGCUUUAAUCAAGUAUUUUCUUCCAUAUAACAUGAACAGUCAGUCUCCUGCAAUGAGGCAGCAGAUUGUAUGGUUAAUGAAAAAGUUUUUCUCCAGGCUACGGGACAGUUCCCAAGUGCUUUAUAAGCAAACUCAGACUGUUAAGCAGAAGAAUACCCUGUGUGAAGAAAACACAAAGUCUCAGCAUGCAGAACAUCAGCUCCAACAAUACAAGGAUUUUAUGGUCUGGAUAUGUGACACACUCUUACAAGCUCUGUUUCCAGGUGCUUCAUUUCCAAGGAAAUUCAUUGUCUUGAGUCUCUUAGGAAUAAUUGCUGAGGUUUUUGAAAAUUUGGAGGGUCAGACCUAUAGAGUGAUGCAAAUAACUGAUGUCUUGAGGCCAGCCAAUGUUGAUGCUUUACUUGGGUGUUUGAGCAGCACUUUUGAAGAAUUGAAAUUACUGGCCUAUGACAUUUUGAAGAAACUUCCACCUACAGUUUUAGGAUUACAGGACAGUGAGAAAUUGCAAACACUUUUACAGACAGCUUUGGAUCUGUCAAUCAGUACCAAACCUUAUGAUUGCAUCACUGCUUCAUAUCUCCUGGCUCUUCUGGUACGGCAAGAAAGCUUAAUGUCAGCUUUAAACGCUUGCUCUUUGAAACAGCAGACUGGUUACCAUUUUGAUUACCUCAACAAGGUUCAUGGAAGGCAACCAAUGAAUAAUGAAGUACUAGAAACCAACGUUUUAGAAGUUACUAAAUACCUGCUAAUCUGUCUGUCAGAUGAGCUCAGACAGGCUGAAAGAUCACUGGUGCACACAGCAGCCUCCAACCCCUUAUACGGAAGAGUCCAUUGUAUUAUUGGAGCUCUGCAACAACUGUCCCUAAAGUCAGUAUUAAAAAUAGCAGAGUGGAGGGAGACUGUAGCAGAAUUGAUUUUAAUGGCCUUCCAUCUGUCUGCAAUUGUAUCUCCUAUUUGUCAAAGUUCCUCGCCUGAAGGACUAAUUCCAAUGGAUACAGACCUUGAGACAGCCAGAAAUCUACAGAAGAUUUUAAAUGAAAUAAAACCACGGGACACAAAUGAUUAUUUUGCACAUGCAAAACUGCUGAAAAGUGACGAAGACCAAGAAUUGAGCAAAAAUGCCUCUGAAGAUUGCAAACCUUCUGAAAAUUUGAGUGUGGCAAUGAUGGAUCAGGCGGGCCAGUCUUGCCAGGUUACUGCCCAGAUGGUUCUUGUAUGUUGCUGGAGAAGUAUGAAGGAAGUCUCCUUGCUUUUAGGCUUCUUGUGUCAAAAUUUGCCUCUUCAGUCAACACCUGACUUAAAGGAUGGGCUACUGAUGUUCCACCAGGUUGGAGAAAUUGGAGAGUACUUUAAAUGCCAGCUUCUACAAUCCAGACAUAGAGGUGCAUUUGAAUUAGCAUAUGUUGGAUUUGUAAAACUCACUGAAAUGCUUACCAGUUGUAAAAAUAGUGAUCUGCAGAAAUUACCGCAGCAGUGGUUAGAAGAAGUUCUACAUGAAGUUAAGUCCAGUAUCCCUACAUCCAAACUGUGUGCCACCCGACGUAGUGCUGGCAUUCCGUUUUACAUUCAGGCCUUGGUGUCUUCAGAACCUAGGGGGUCCAAUAUGAGUCUUCUGAAACUGACAAUGAAGGAACUGAUUUCGCUCGCCAUACCAUCAUCGAUUUGCCAAGAUGAGAAUGCCACCAUUCCACAGGUGCAUUCUUUAAAUAUCUUGAGAGCUCUGUUUAGAGACACUAAAUUAGGUGAAAAUAUCAUUCCAUAUGUGGCAGAAGGAAUACAAGCAGCCAUCCUCGGCUUUACGUCUCCUGUGUGGGCAGUGCGAAAUUCUUCUACUUUGUUGUUUAGUGCAUUGAUUACCAGGAUAUUUGGAGUCAAAAGAGGAAAAGAUGAACAUUCAAAGAAAAACAGGAUGACGGGCAGAGAAUUCUUCACUCGAUUUCCGACACUUUAUCCCUUCCUCCUGAAACAACUGGAGAUGGUGGCAAACACAAUGGACAGUGAUUCUGGUGUGCUGAAGCUCCAUCCUAACCUGUUCCUGUUGCUGCUUGUUCUGGGUCGGUUAUAUCCAUCACCCUUAGAUGGCACUUCCUCGGCUCUCAGUCUCGCACCCUUUGUGCCCUUCAUCAUAAGGUGUGGUCACUCACCUGUACAUCGCUCUCGUGAAAUGGCAGCUCGUGCAUUAGUUCCUUUUGUCGCAGUGAAUCAAAUACUUCCUAUGGCAAUGUCCUUGAUGGAAACCUUACCUGCUGCCACAGAUCUUCACAUACGACAGAACCACAUCCAUGGGAUACUGCUGCAGUCACUUCAUUUACUGCGGUCUUACUUUGACUCAAAACAAAGGAUGAAUUCAAGCCUUCCCCAAGAGUUACAUGACAUCAUAGCUUGUACCAGGGCCAAAGUCUGGUUGGCAACUCAGCAGAACCCUUGUUUCCUUACCAGAGCAACCUUUCUUGAUGUCAUCAAUAUCUUUUGUCAUCAGUUGGAUAAGUCAAAAACGAGAGACCCAGAGAUCUUAAACUUCUGGCAGACUGCCCACAAUGUUAUUUUGGAAUCAGAACUAUUUACAGAUGAGCACAAGUUUUCUCCAGUACCUGGACUGAUUCAGUGGCAAAGAAACAUUACCAAACUAACAUUGUCAGUAUUGGGAAUAUCAGUUUCUCCACAAGCAAUGUCAUUGUCACCAGAUGCAGUUCAUAAAUUGACUUCUGGAACUGCUGAAGUUCAAUCCAACCUGUUGCUUUCUCAUCUCCUACGUUCAGAAUUUCUUGAAGUACGUUUGCUGACCCUGGAAACAGUGUUGUUGUGGCUGGAGGAGAUGGAUUCCAACCAGGUCAAAGAGACAAAUGGGAAUGUACUGUUCCUGUUAUCACAAGUUGAGGACACUCUGAAAAAGCUAGCAAUGCAGGAAAAACAUCCAGAAUGUCUUGCCAAGGUCCUGAAAAUAUUGUGCCUUCUAAAUAUAGAGAAACUGUUUCCCUGGAUCGCGAAUGCAUCAGUAAUGAGUGAGGCCAAACUUCUCAAGUGGAUCUUGUCAAUUACAGAAACUGUAAAAAACAGUGAAACAGAUACCAUAAGAAGUUUCAGACCUUGAGUUUUAUCGCAAACACUUCUGUAUUGAAAAUCAACUAAGGUCAGAGACAGGAUUAUCUGCCAAUUCU